UUAAAUAGAUACUUCUAUAAUCUAUUCUUUGUUAUGAAGUUGUCUUAACUUCGUAGUUAACUUAACAAUAUGAGAAAACAUUAUACAAAACUAUUUUUGUUCCUGUGUUUGUGUUGUAUAAUUUUGCUUUUUUAUGCAACGAAUUUAUCUAAAUACUCUUUAACUGCGUAUAAGAAUAAUGCAACCCUUCGCUCAAACUCUAGGGAUAAUGUGUAUUAUGUUACAAAGAAUGUUGAUAGAGUGGUAAUAUCAUUUGUUGUUUGUGAUUCAAGGUUCAAUGAAUCAUUAAAUUUAAUAAAAUCAAGUCUACUUUUCUCAAGUUCACCUUUAUACUUUAUAAUAUUUGCUGAUGACAAGUUAAGAAAUAACUUUAGCAUAACUUUAAACAAAUGGAAGAAAAUACUUGGUGAUAACUUAAAAUUUGAGAUUCAGAGGAUAGUGUUUCCAGAGGAACACAAAGAGGAAUGGAUGAAUUUAUUUAGCAAAUGUGCAGCUCAAAGAUUGUUCAUACCUAAACUCAUCCCACAUGUAGAUGCUAUGCUGUAUGUGGACACAGACACUAUAUUUCUCGGUCCCCCUGAACAGUUGUGGGAUUUGUUUUCACAGUUUAAUGCAUAUCAGAUAACUGCUAUGUCACUCGAAGAUGACAAUCCAAAUGUCUCAUGGUAUCCUCGGUUUGCAAAACACCCAUUUUAUGGAAAAUAUGGUCUUAACUCAGGAGUUAUGCUAAUGAAUUUGACAAGAAUGCGAGAAUUUGCGUGGGUUGAUUAUGUGACACCAAUUAUGUUGAAAUAUAAGCUUUACAUUCCUUGGGGUGAUCAGGAUAUUAUUAAUAUUAUUUUUCACUAUCAUGAAAAGGCAGUUUAUCUUUUGUCAUGUAGAUAUAAUUACCGGACUGAUCAGUGUAUGUAUGGUGAUGCCUGUGCUGAUGCCACAAAUAGGGGAGUGUUCAUAUUACAUGGCAGUCGGAGAGCAUUCCAUAACCAUAAACAGCCUGCGUUUGAGGCUAUAUAUAGAGCAAUAGACGAAUAUAAGGUUGGGGGUGAUCCCAGCGAGGUAUUGAACAAUAUGGAAAAAUAUCUAGACGCUGCGCCAGAAUCGAAUUGUGGAAACCAAAAAAACGGUUUGUUAAAAUUACCCAGACGGAUAUUAAAUAAUAUGUACGUAAAACCUAACAGAUAAGUAUUGAUUAUGUUUUUUAUUAAUAUAUUAUGAAAUAUAAUAAAGAAGACAUUUACUCCAUAUUACCCCUUACCGCCAAAAACUAUGUUUAUCUGAAUCAAAUAUGUACAUUGUACAGUAUACCAAUACUGAAUCACUGAAUCUCAUUUUCAAUCUGUAUUAUUCUCAAUUUUGUAUUAUUUAAUGGACUGUAUUUGAAUAGAUUUAUUAUAUCAUAAAGUCCCUUGUUGACAGACGCAUAUGAUAAUGAAUGUUAUUAAAAAAGUAAUUUACGAUUGAAUGUCAGAUGUGUUAUCCCUUCUCGGUAUUCGAAGGUCUCUUCAUUUUAUUUGAAGAAUUUUGACGUAAUUUAUUGUUACCAGUCGAUUAACACCGGUGUUGUAACGCCAAUUGAUCAAACUGCGACUUUAUUUGUUAAUCUGGCUUUGACUGUUUUCGUUUUAAGUAUGAAUUGUUAAAUGUACGCUUAUUUUAACAGUAAUUUUUUAUAUCAAUAUUUAUAAGUAUCGUGCACACGCGAAACUAGAUUUUAUUGCUAUUAAUUUAUUUGACGUAGGUACUUAUAACAAAACAAAGUAAAUUCCUUUGUGUGCAAUGAUUAUUACAAUUUGCAAUUAUUAUUUUAAUUUUGAAUAUUAAUAUCUUAGCUUUGGAAGAUUAAUUGAAAUUAAUAUAUACAUAAACCAUUGUUAUAUUUUUUGCCUUUUAAACAAUAUCUAAGAUAUUGAAGAUUUUUUUUAUGUUUGCCUACUUAUCUAUCAAUAUCUUUUUACAAAUGUAUAAUGUAGAAGUAUGUUGUCCAUCGCCUACUUUGUAGAUUGCCAAAUAGUAUUAUUUGUUCCACAUGUGUAAGUUUUUAAUUUAUUACAGCUAUAUUAUAUGUUAUAAAGUUUGCCUUCUAUUAAUCCUACCCUAGUUUUAGUUGUAAAUGUACGUUUAAUUAUAAAGCGAAGUAUUUUAAUCUGCCUCAUUAAAAAAAUGACAUUA
Pieris napi is the source of this 2169-nucleotide messenger RNA. It is a transcript of the gene shams, whose product is annotated as glucoside xylosyltransferase 1. Gene Ontology annotation, biological process: protein O-linked glycosylation via N-acetylgalactosamine. Lineage: Eukaryota; Metazoa; Arthropoda; Insecta; Lepidoptera; Pieridae. The record is from RefSeq and is a predicted model, not a curated record. The coding region runs from base 70 to 1182 and encodes 370 amino acids. Gene Ontology annotation, molecular function: UDP-xylosyltransferase activity. The transcript is spliced from 6 exons.